AAGAGCAAGAACGUGAACAGGCUUUUGUCAUGGCAGCUCCCACAGCCAUGGAACAUGAGGCGAAAGCUUCAGAAGACAGCGUAUCUUAUGUGCAAAAGUCAUCUCGGGUUUUGCUUCAUCGCGGUGGACCGUCUCGCGCUCGCUGUGAAAUGUUUGGGAAAGGUGCAGAUGGACGUAACCGUGUGGUCAUACUAUGCCUGGGACUAUUGGACGUCGUCCUUCUCGUUGCUGCCGUGGCUCUCGGAAUCGCCUGUUCCACAGUCACACAACGCCCCGACACAAAAUCCCAGCCAGCAGCAGCACACCUCAUCGCCGAGCUGGACCAUCUCUUCGGUAACCACAGCGAUGCGAUGGAGGCAAUGCAAGAAGCGGUGAACAUGCUAAACAGAGAGACCAGAAGCCACAAAAAACUGAAGGUGAAAGUGAAGGAGCAGAAGAGCGCCAAUGACGUUUAUCAGAGGCAGCUCGAGAGAUUUCGCAGAGAGAGGAAAAUCCUGCAGUUCAACGUGUCAGCUUUGGAGGGGAGCUGUGGCAAAUGCAACAAGGGGUGGAUUUUUUUCAACUCAUCCUGCUAUUACUUCUCUUACUCCAAUUCAUCUGCAAGCAGAAAGGACUGGAUGGACAGUCGAAACGACUGUAUCAAUCGAGGAGCGGAUCUGGUUGUGAUCGAUCACCAAAAAGAGCAGUCUUAUAUAAGUCAAAUCAUUGAAUCCCUGAGAACUUAUCAUUUUGAAGUAAACGGUCUGUGGAUCGGUGUCACUUAUAAAAAAACUGAGGGUACGUGGAUUUGGAUAAAUAAUGUCACAGAAGCAGAGCAAAGGUACUGGAUGCCCGGAGAACCCAACAACUCCCAGGGUCAGCAUUGUGGGGCGACAGUCUAUUCAUCAACUCAACCCUGGGAAACUCGAUUUGGUGACCACUGCGACUCACAUUUCCACUGGAUAUGUGAAAUGCUGCCUAAAUUUUAAAAAAUCAAUACAAUAUU
This is a messenger RNA of Corythoichthys intestinalis (scribbled pipefish), 985 nucleotides long. RefSeq names its product CD209 antigen-like protein E. Gene Ontology annotation, molecular function: fucose binding; D-mannose binding. The record is from RefSeq and is a predicted model, not a curated record. The transcript is spliced from 6 exons. NCBI's taxonomy places the organism in Eukaryota, Metazoa, Chordata, Actinopteri, Syngnathiformes, Syngnathidae. Gene Ontology annotation, cellular component: external side of plasma membrane. Gene Ontology annotation, biological process: biological process involved in interspecies interaction between organisms. The coding region runs from base 30 to 968 and encodes 312 amino acids.